Cynara cardunculus var. scolymus (artichoke) is the source of this 1577-nucleotide messenger RNA. RefSeq names its product protease Do-like 1, chloroplastic. NCBI's taxonomy places the organism in Eukaryota, Viridiplantae, Streptophyta, Magnoliopsida, Asterales, Asteraceae. The transcript is spliced from 8 exons. Gene Ontology annotation, biological process: proteolysis. The record is from RefSeq and is a predicted model, not a curated record. Gene Ontology annotation, molecular function: serine-type endopeptidase activity; protein binding. The coding region runs from base 55 to 1374 and encodes 439 amino acids.
AUAAUAUCAAAUAAAUAAAAACAAGUCAUCACUCGCAGGGAGUCUGAAGCAGGAAUGGCUUCACAUUCAUUCCUCUCCACACACAUCUCUUCUCAUCAUGCUCCUACUCUUCUCCCUUCUCGAUUUCCAUCUCCAAAUCGUCCUCCAAACUUCACGCUUUCUCUUUCUAGAAACCUCGCCCCUCGCAAUCUCCAUGCCACCUGCAUCGUCGCUUCUCUCCGUCCAAUUGCUCAUAGUAACCACUCGCCGGCGACGGAGUCCGCCGACAGAUCCGCCUGCAACAGGUUUCUAGAUUCGUUUGUCGUAGUUCUCACUUCCGUAGCACUUUCUGUCGCUAUAUUUGUUACCGAUGUCGAUUCUGCGGCUGCUUUUGUUGUCACUCCGUCUCGGAAGUUGCAGACGGAUGAGCUCGCUACUGUUCGUCUUUUCCAGGAAAAUACUCCUUCUGUUGUCUACAUCACUAACUUAGCUGCUAGGCAGGAUGCAUUUACUCUGGAUGUAUUGGAGGUGCCCCAGGGGUCUGGAUCAGGCUUUGUUUGGGAUAAAAAGGGUCAUAUUGUCACAAAUUAUCAUGUUAUUCGAGGUGCGUCUGAUCUCAGGGUAACACUUUCUGAUCAGACCACAUUUGAUGCACAAGUUGUUGGGUUUGACCAAGAUAAGGAUGUUGCAGUACUGCGUAUUGAUGCACCAAAAGAUAAAUUGAGACCAAUACCAGUCGGUGUGUCUGCCGACUUGCUUGUUGGACAAAAAGUGUUUGCUAUAGGAAACCCUUUUGGGCUUGAUCACACACUAACAACUGGUGUCAUCAGUGGGCUAAGGAGAGAAAUAAGCAGUGCUGCAACUGGGCGGCCGAUCCAAGAUGUUAUCCAGACAGAUGCCGCGAUUAACCCUGGUAACAGUGGAGGGCCACUGCUUGAUAGCUCAGGAAACCUUAUUGGGAUAAAUACAGCUAUAUACUCUCCAUCUGGUGCGUCAUCUGGUGUUGGAUUUUCCAUUCCGGUUGACACUGUUGGUGGAAUUGUUGACCAAUUGGUUCAAUUUGGGAAAGUUACAAGACCUAUUUUAGGAAUUAAGUUUGCACCUGAUCAGUCUGUGGAGCAGCUGGGAGUCAGUGGAGUACUUGUCUUAGAUGCUCCUCUAAAUGGUCCAGCUGGAAAAGCGGGUCUGCUACCAACAAAACGUGAUACCUAUGGAAGGCUCAUACUUGGGGACAUCAUUACAUCUGUAAAUGGGAAAAAGGUCUCAAAUGGAAGUGAUUUGUACAGAAUUCUUGACCAGUGCAAAGUGGGUGAAACAGUCACUGUGGAGGUGCUGCGUGGUGACCAUGUAGAGAAGAUCCCUGUGCUACUUGAGCCAAAGGCUGAUGAAUCAUAAUUCCUCAAACUGUGAGGUCAGGUUGUGAAUUUCUAUUCAUUACGAGAAAUGUCUCGCUGUGUAAUUUGACUUAUUGUUUCCUUACUGAGUUACUGGGUCAUGUACAUAAAUCUACACGCCUGUAUUUACGUAAAGUUAAAUACUAUAUAGAUGUAAUCCUUUGACUUCGAGAAUGCUAUUAUAGUUGCUUUACCCUUGUUACC